UUCUAAGGCAUUAGAAGCUAGAGCAGUGGAAGCUAGAGUAGUGGAAGCUAGAGUAGUGGAAGCUAGAGUAGUGGAAGCUAGAGUAGUGCAAGCUAAAGCAGUGGAAGCUAGAGUAGUGGAAGCUAGAGUAGUGGAAGCUGGAGUAAUGGAAGCUAGAGUAGUGGAAACUAGAGUAGUUGAAGCUAGAGUAGUGGAAGCUAGAGUAGUGGAAACUAGAGUAGUGGAAGCUAGAGUAGUGGAAGCUAGAGUAGUGGAAGCUAGAGUAGUGGAAACUAGAGUAGUGGAAGCUAGAGUAGUGGAAGCUAGAGUAGUGGAAACUAGAGUAGUGGAAGCUAAAGUAGUGGAAGCUAGAGUAGUGAAAGCUAGAGUAGUGGAAGAUAGAGUAGUGGAAGCUAGAGUAGUGGAAGCCAGAGUAGUGGAAGCUAGAGCAGUGGAAGCUAGAGUAGUGGAAGCUAGAGUAGUGGAAGCGAGAGUAAUGGAAGCUAGAGUAGUGGAAGCUAGAGUAGUGGAAGCUAGAGUAGUGGAAGCUAGAGUAGUUGAAUAUACAGUAGUGGAAGCUAGAGCAGUGGAAGCUAGAGUAGUGGAAGCUAGAGUAUUGGAAGCUAGAAUAGUGGAAGCUAGAGUAGUGGAAGCUAGAGUAGUGGAAACUAGAGUAGUGGAAGCUAGAGUAGUGGAAGCUAGAGUAGUGGAUGCUAGAGUAGUGGAAGCUAGAGUAGUGGAAGCUAGAGUAUUGGAAGCUAGAGUAGUGGAAGCUAGAGCAGUGGAAGCUAGAGUAGAGGAAGCUAGAGUAGUGAAAGCUAGAGUAAUGGAAGCUAGAGUAGUGAAAGCUAGAGCAGUGGAAGUUAGAAGAGUGGAACCUAGAGUAGUGGAAGCUAGAGUAGUGGAAACUAGGGUAGUGGAAGCUAGAGUAGUGGAAGUUAGAGUAGUGGAAGCUAGAGUAAUGGAAGCUAGAGUAGUGGAAGCAAGAGUAGUGGAAGCUAGAGAAGUGGAAGCUAGAGUAGUGGAAGCUAGAGUAGUGGAAGCAAGAGUAAUGGAAGCUAGAGUAGUGGAAACUAGAGUACUGGAAGCUAGAGUAGUGGAAAAUAGAGUAGUGGAAGCUAGAGAAGUGGAAGCUAGAGAAGUGGAAGCUAGACUAGUGGAAGCUAGAGUAGUGGAAGCUAGAGUAGUGGAAGAUAGAGUAGUGGAAGCUAGAAAAGUGGAAUCUAGAGUAGUGGAAGCUAGAGUAGUGGAAGCUAGAAUAGUGCAAGCCAGAGUAGUGGAAGCUAGAGUAGUGGAAGCUAGAGUAGUGGAAGCUAAGAGAAGUGGAAGCUAG
Cherax quadricarinatus is the source of this 1312-nucleotide messenger RNA. Lineage: Eukaryota; Metazoa; Arthropoda; Malacostraca; Decapoda; Parastacidae. The record is from RefSeq and is a predicted model, not a curated record.